AUGAGCGCAACGACCGGAGCGUCACCACCGCUCUCGACCGAGAAGCUCACGCCCAUACCAUCGAUCGCGUCGAGCGGAGGUGCCGUCAUGCUGGGAUCCCCUCCCGCUUCGGCUGCCGCCCUCCCCUCGUUCCUCGUCGAGGACAGCGACUUCCUCCCGGCGUGGAGCAAGGCCCUGUCGGCCUCGCCUCGCCUCGACCCUGCGGCGGGACCGAGCGGCGGCCCGGGCACGAGCUCGUCAGCCAGCCGCACCGGCCUCGACGCGUUCGGGCUCGACCCGAAAGGCGACCACGGCGCGAGCCAGGACACGGCCAUGCUCGACGCGUCGCACGUGCCGAGUCCGCACGACGUCGGCAACGGCCUGAGCCCGGUCCUCGGGCCAACGCUCAUGUCGGCGUCACCUCACCCGCUCGAGCGCCGGCAAGACGACGACGUCGGCGACCUGUCGGGCGCCUACGACGGUCAGCAUCGCAGCUCGUUCGAGUCGUCGUUCAACAAGUUCCACCGUCCGCCGGUGAGCGACGCCCCGACGCCGCACAAGUCGCCGGUGCGGCGCAAAUCGUCGCACAGCGACCUGUCGGCGCCCCUGUCGUUCGCCAACGUCGCCACCCUUCCCUCGCUCUCGCCCAUCGUCCCACCAGUCGGGGCCAUCUCUCCGAUAGACGGCCCUGCGACGUCCGCGCCGGCGGCUUCCGCGCUGCGUUCGCCCAACCUGCACGACCCGAAACUCGAGAGCCAGUCGUCGGCCAACUUUGCGCACGGCCUGCCGUCGGGUCUUCAGCGACGCGCCACGCUCGGCGCCGCAGUCGAUGAGCAGGACAAGGGCAAGAUCCAGGCGUACGCCAAGCUCGAGUUCCCCUCGUUCGACAUCUACAUCCAGAAGCUCAGCGUCACUAUCGGCCGUCGCCCAGCAGCACCUCCUUCCCGCUCGCCUGCCUCGGCCCUCCCGUUCGACGACGCGCACGCCGCCGGCCUGUCCCUCGAGGACUACAUCCUGAGCCUGACGGACGCCGCUCUCGUCAAGCGCGAGGAAACGCUCGCCUCGAUCGACCCGGCUGCGCCUGUGCCGUCCUCCACGGGCGUCAAGGGCAAGGAGAAGGCGGUCGACGACGACCCGUUCCUCGAGUUUGUGCGCUCGUCGCCGCCGCCCUCGACGUCCAUCCGCGCCGAGGCGCCUCUCGCCGUCACCUCCUUUCCCCCUCUUCCUCCUCGACCUACUUCUGCCGUGUCCGCCGUACCCAUCGCCCCGGCGCCGCCCUUGACCGACGUCGACCUCGGCCCUCUUCGCGCCGUCUCGCGACAACACGCACGGCUCAGCUUCGACUACGACGUCGGCGCAUGGGUGAUCGAGGUCCUCGGGCGCAACGGCGUCGUCGUCGAGGGCAAGUGGCGCGCCAAGGGCCAGAAGGCCGUCCUCACCAAGAAGACCAAGAUCCAGAUCGCCGAGCGCAUCUUCCACUUCGUCCUGCCCACCAUCGACGUCGUCGCUGUCGAGGCGGACGGCGCAGCCGAGCCGUCGGCCAAGCCGAUCAAGGGCGCGGUCAAGGACAAGUCGCGGCUUCGAGCGCCCGGCAGGGGCAAGGGCAAGGGCAAGGGCAAGGGCAAGAGCAAGGCCAAGAAGCGGGCAGCCGGCGAGGGCGACGCGUCGUCGAGCCUGUCCGAGGUGUCGGACAGCGACCUCGAGCUCAGCCCGCUCAAGCAGCCCUCGCUCGAGCUCUCCGCAUCGCCGCAAAAGGUCGUCUCAGCUCCCUCAGCACCCCCUACGGCACCCUCGAACGCCUCGGCCGAUGCUGCCGCGUCCGUUCCUGCACCAGCUCCGCCUUCUCGUCCCGCCUCCACACCGGCUCCGACUCGAUCCUCGUCUGCUGGCAAAGGCCAAGCCGCACCGCCGCAUCAUGUCGCACCUGUCGCCUCGUCGUCGUCGACGCCGGCCGCCGUCAAGCCUCGACCUCCUCUCCCGCACAAGGUCCCGGCAACGCGGUCGUCGAAAAAGCCCAAGCCGGCGCCGACGGUCGCCUCUCCCGUUACGUCGCACCUGUCGCAGCAUCGUGGGCCUGUCCCGGACGAGGACGAGAUCGAGGAAGCUCGCUCUCGGGCGGCCAUGAUCGCGCAGAUCCUGUCGGGCCGAGGCGUCGCCGGCAUGAGCAACGCGGCGCUCGUCCGCGCCGCAGCCGAGGCGCAACGCCGCCAGAGCGGCAAGGGCAAGGCCCCGAUGCGCUCGGCCGGCAAAGGGCCGGGCAAGGGCAAGGGCCUGCCACCGCGCCCUCGUCGGCCGUCCAACGCGUCCUGGGACGACGACGACGACGACGACGAGUCGAUGUCGUCCGACAGCGGCGACAGCGACCACGAGCUGCUCAUCGAGGCGUUCCAGGAGGCCGCCAACAUGGGCCACGACAUCCGCGGCGGCGGCCAGGGCGGCGGCAAGCACCACGUCCAGCGCACCGCCUCGGACGCGACCCUCAACACGAUGGUCGCGCCCGCGCCUGUCCCCUCGCCGGCGACAACAUCGGCUCCUGUGCCCAAGCUCGCAGGCAAGAUGCCGGCCAAACAGCCUCGAGCACGCCGCAACGCCUCGGUGUCCGGCCCUGCCACGUCGUCCGGCCCAGCGGCGAGCGCCUCGCCCGCAGCGACGCUCUCGACCAACCUGCCGCCGCUCCCUCUUCCCACGCUCCCCGACCCGACGCCGUCGCCCGCUCCCCCAACGCCGGCGAUGCUGUACGCCUCGUCGCUGCCGCCCCUUCCCGAGCUCGUCCUCGCCGACGCGAGCCCGGCGUCGCCCGCCUUUAACCUCCCGCCCAUCCCCAAGCCGACCUCGACCCCUCUCCUCUCACACGCGAGCCCUGCGCUCGACGUCGUCGACGCCAAGUCGCCGGCACCGCCCGCCUCGAAUACGGCCCUCCCGCUCGCGCCGCCGCCACCACCUCCCGCCGCACCGAGCGUGCCGGCCGCAUCCACGCCCGCCACCGCGCUCGCCAAGAAGCGCUCGCACAAGAAGAAAGUGGCGCCCAAGGAGGGCGACGCCGUCGUCGCCGGCGAGUCGGCCCCGGCGACGGCGACUGCGGCGGCAGCCGCACCAGGUCCAGACGGCGCCGCCGCUCCGGCCAAGCCUCGUCCUUCGCCCUACGCGCCUGCGCCACUCGCUCCUGGCACGACGCCGCCGGACGAGGCGCCCGCCGACAACCGACAGACCAAGCCGCCGUACACCUACGCGUCGCUCAUCGCCCAGGCCAUCAUGGGCAGCGAGGCCAAGAAGAUGACGCUCCACGAGGUGUACGACUGGAUCGUCGAGCGCUGGCCCUACUUCGGCGCCAACCAGGCCGGCUGGCAGAACUCGAUCCGCCACAACCUGACGCCGGCGCGAGGGUUCCUCAAGGUCGUCCGCAAGGCCGACGAGCCGGGCAAAGGCGCGUUCUGGGAGCUCGACCCGGCCCAGGUGCACAACUUUGACGGCCACCACUUCCGCAUCAAGAAGACCGAGGGCGCGGCAGCCGUCGCGGCGGCGGCGAGCGCGGCAUCGGCGGCGGCGACCAAGGCCGCCAAAGCAGGCGCAGCACCCUCGCCCUCGCCCGGCCCGGCCGCAGCCCCCUCGCCCGCCAUCGUCGCCGCCGUCGAGGCGAGCACGGCCGCAACCGCGUCCGCGCCGGCCAAGCCCAAGACUGCCGCAGCGUCGUCGUCGGCGGCGCCGGCGGCCGUCAAGGCCAAGGGCCACGCCAAGUCGACCUCGUCGCGCCCAUCGUCGGCCUCGCCCGCUCCGCAGUCGGCAGCAGCACAGGCGCAGCUGUCGAAGCCCCUCCCGAUCGUUAUCUCGGCCCUGCCCGCCUCGUUCGUCCCGCCAACGCCGCCGCCCGAGAGCACCUCUGCCGCCGCGACCGACGAGCUCACGGCGUCGCUCCUCGCCAACCCGCCAAUCGUGCUGCACGAGGGCAAGCUCAUCCUGCGGCCCGAGAUCUUUGCGGCGAGCCUGAGCGGCGCUCGCCUCGCCGAGCUGCAGAAGAUGCCGGCGAGCGCGGUCCUGCCCGUCCUCCAGGCGCACGUCGUCCAGCACUUCAAGGACAAACUGCGCGCCAAGGGCACCAUCACGGCACAGCCAGCGCCCGCCAAACCGCCCAAGGCCGCCGCCAAGGCGCCCAAGUCGUCGUCCAAGGCGCCUCGCACGGCGGCAGCACACAAGAAGCCCAAGACGGUCGCCUCGUCGUCGUCGACGGCCGCCUCCUCGACCGCCGCACCUGCUCCCGUCACGGCGGGGACCAAGCGCGCUCGCGAGGCCGACGUCGACCUGUCCGCCUCGACCUCGUCGUCCACCAAGCCGGCCAAGGCGGCCAAGAAGGCGGCACCUGCACCCUCGACGUCGCGCUGAGGCCCUCGUCGCCGUUCCGCCCUCGUCGCCGCUCCGACUCGCCGCCGUCCCCUUACCGCCGUCGCCAUCGUCCGGUUUUGGCCCGCUCCCUCUUGGCUCGGCCGGC
Molecule: messenger RNA, 4462 nt
Organism: Rhodotorula graminis WP1
Lineage: Eukaryota; Fungi; Basidiomycota; Microbotryomycetes; Sporidiobolales; Sporidiobolaceae
Exons: 5
Coding region: 1-4356 (1451 amino acids)
Biological process (GO): regulation of transcription by RNA polymerase II
Molecular function (GO): protein binding; RNA polymerase II cis-regulatory region sequence-specific DNA binding; DNA-binding transcription factor activity, RNA polymerase II-specific
Source: RefSeq, a predicted model, not a curated record